UUUUGGUCGAAAGAGAAAUUAGGGUUUGAAGAGAGGAGAGGAUGGCGAAGUUCAACGUGGUUCAGAAAAGAAGAAGAGCUCUAGUUGCCGAGAGGAAGAGAGUUAUUCACGGCGACCCUUCUACCGGUAAGCUUAAGAUCAGGAAGCAACCCGUUUCUCUAUCCGGGAAACGCAAGCGCAAGCUCUUCAAACAAUGGCGUCGGGAACAAAAGGAGGCCUUUGAAAAUGGUCUCAUAAGCAUGGAAGAUGUGCAAAUGGCUGUUGAAGAAGGGGAAAACAAAGACAAAAGUGCUACAUCACCAAAAUUUCACUUGAAAAAGGGAUUGAAACUUAAACAGCUUAAGCACAAAGGGAAGAACAAAAGAAAAUCUGAUGUACCUGCUGCUGAAAUUUCGGCUGAUGCAAUGGUGGAAUAGUUUUUGUUGCCUGCUUGGUAGGUAGGAGAAUAGAAGAUGCAAAAGUGAGAUGGGAUAAUGUUGUAACCUUAAAUUGAGUGAUGAUUGGUAGGCUGUCUAGAUAUUUUCCUUUUUUCUUUUUAUUAUAUGGUAAAAGAAUGGAAGCUUUGUUUUAAUGGUUUGAGUUGUUCAAAUUGUUGUCGUAUUCCUAGAAGAAAUGUCACUUAUUCAAGCAACUAAACUCUUGCAAAUGUAAGAUGGAGUAAUAUAUCCCGUAUUCGUAACA
Molecule: messenger RNA, 681 nt
Organism: Trifolium pratense (red clover)
Lineage: Eukaryota; Viridiplantae; Streptophyta; Magnoliopsida; Fabales; Fabaceae
Exons: 4
Coding region: 42-416 (124 amino acids)
Source: RefSeq, a predicted model, not a curated record